AAUAUCAAAGAGCCCUCUCCCAACACCAGAGGGUGUGAGGAGAAAAUGAAUGUUGUGAACGCAGUUCCCGUUUAGGGGGCGUUAACCGUCGUACUCUCGCGAUACUUUACCCUCCAUGCGCGUGCGCCGCCGCCUCGCGCACGUUGGAGAAGCUGAGUUGGAGGAUCAUGGCGGAGCGCAGGAGACACAAGAAGCGGAUCCAGGAGGUGAGCGAGCCCACUAAGGAGGAGAAGGCGGUGGCCAAGUACCUCAGAUUCAAUUGCCCCACCAAGUCCACGAACAUGAUGGGCCACAGAGUCGACUACUUCAUCGCCUCCAAGGCCGUGGACUGUCUGAUGGACUCCAAAUGGGCUAAAGCUAAGAAAGGAGAGGAGGCGCUGUUCACCACCAGGGAGUCCGUGUUGGAUUACUGCAACAGACUUCUAAAGAAGCAGUUCUUCCACCGAGCUCUCAAAGUGAUGAAGAAGAAACCUGAGAAAGACACAAAGAAGGAGAAAGAGAAGGAGAAAGAGAAGGAGAAAGAGAAGGAGAAGGAGAAAACCAAGAGCGACAGCAGCAAAGAGGAGGAGAAAAAAGGGAAGAAGGAGAAAGAGAAGAAGAAAGAGACCGAAGUUGCUGAAACUAAGAAAGACAAGAGCGAUGACAGUCCUGGAAGCCCCAAGAAGAAGAAGGAAGUUAAGAAGAAGUUUAAACUGGAGCCCCACGAGGAUCAGCUGUUCUUGGAUGGAAAUGAGGUUUACGUGUGGAUCUACGAUCCCGUCCAUUUCAAGACGUUUGCCAUGGGACUGAUCCUCGUCAUCGCGGUGAUCGCAGCCACUCUCUUCCCACUGUGGCCGGCAGAAAUGCGCGUCGGGGUUUACUACCUAAGUGUCGCCGCUGGCUGUUUCGUGGCCAGUAUCUUGCUUCUGGCUGUCGCCCGCUGCAUCCUCUUCCUGCUCAUCUGGCUGGUGACCGGCGGGCGCCAUCACUUCUGGUUCCUCCCCAACCUGACGGCGGACGUCGGCUUCAUCGACUCGUUCAGGCCGCUCUACACUCACGAGUACAAAGGGCCGCGGUCCGGCAACAAGAAAGGCUCGGACAAGACAGACGAGAAGGACGCCGACGACGCCUCGGGCAAGGCUCAGAAGUCGGACAGCGACGAGAAGUCGGACAGCGAGAAGAAGGACUGCGACGAAGAGGAGGAGGAGGAGGAAGAGGAGGAGAGCAAAGAGGUCGGGGGAGAGGAGAGUAAAGAAGAAGCAGCGGCGGAGAGGCACUCGGACACGGACAGCGACCGGCGUGAGGACGAAGGCUCGCAGCACAGCAACGGAAACGACUUUGAGAUGAUCACCAGAGAAGAGCUGGAGCAGCACACGGAGGAAGAGGAGGAGGAUCAGGAGGGGGAGGAGGGGGAGGAGGAGGAGGAGGAAGACGGGGAGGAUACGACGACGCAACAGAGGAAGGAAGAUGGUGGGAGUGAGACUAAACCCCAGACUGCUGAAACAUAAACUUCUUACAAAUCCCAUCACUCUCUACUUCUCUGUCUCUGUCCUCCCCUCCCUGCCGCCUGUGACCCAGGACCCGGUGGUCCGCCCCAUCUGAGGCCUCCGUCUCCUCUGCACGGGAUCGUCCACCGAACAGCACCGAUGAAACCAGAACCCCGGAUCGUCACCACCCUCAAAAGUUAACGGCUACAACAACGGGGGGAGGGGGUAGGGUGGUGUAUGUUAAAGAAAAGCCUUAUGGUGGAUUUGACUCCUCCCACUCUAAUGUUAUUUAUGUUCAACUAAAAAACUGCCACCGGACACGUUUUGCCUGAGGAAGUCGUCAACGAAAAGCCCGUCACAGCAACAACAACAACUUAUUUUUCUAUUUUCUCAGUUUCUCGUGUUAUUUCAACAUCUUAUUUUUUCUUUGUUUUUUCAUUUAUGUCCCAUCUUUUAUUUGUAUUUUUCAGUGAGUUCGAAUCCAGAUCUGAUCUUAGCCAUCAUGCCCAAACUGACCAGUAAGGGAAAAUGCUUUUUGUUUUUAGUAUCUUCGUUCCGGGUCGUUUGGUACAAUCAUGUUAAUUCCGGAGAAAGCCAGAAAGCCCUCAAAAUUUAUUUUUUUAUGUGUUAUUGUGAUUAAACUCCUGCGGGAGCUCGUUUCACAUCCUGUCAAACGCCAGCAAGUGUAAUGUUUUCCUCAGGCAGCACUUAAAAAAAAAUGCAAAUCUGACCAGUUGCGUCUACUUUGAAACGAAGCCGGGUGGACCAAAUCCAGUAGUUUACUAAUAAAAAAAUAAAAAAAAUAAAAAACUCAACUAUAUUGUGGCUGGAGAAGUAUUUGGAGACCAGAGCAGUUGCGGCUCUUUGAGGUACUUGCCAUCGUCAGAAUGUUUAUGGCGUCUGGUUCAUGGUAUAACGUGGGACUCGUCUGUGAGAGUGAAUUUGAGCGACUGGGACACAGCACUUAAUGUUCCUUUUCUUUUUUUUAUUUCAGCAUUUGUUGUACAACUAAAGCAAGAAGACAAAACAUUGAUUUGAUUUAUCUGCAAACAGAUGAGAAGUAAAGCAAACUAGUGCCAAACACGACUAAUCAUGAUGUUCUGCAUGCUGAUGUAACGCGGCAGAGUUGUUGAAUUUGUUCAUUUUGUAAACAUGCAGUGUCGAACUCAACUCAAAACCUUUUAACAUCUUUGAAAAAAAUAAUGCAGCGCAGCAACAAGGUUGUUAGUGUCCAGCUAUAAACAAAGAUUACUGGUCUCAAUGAAACCGCUUGUGUGUUCGACACUAGACUCGCAUCUGAACCGGUCGAACCGACAUGUCGGAAAGGUCGCGGGCGUUUCCUCGUGGAUCCAGCUCGACGACCGUUCUGGUUCCCGGUCGGAGCUUGGUACCCGGCAGCCCGUGGUCCGAGCUUGGUCCUUCCCAUCAUCCCUCUGGCUAGAAAAUGUCUUAGAAGCUUCUCUUUAGUCACAGCCAGGAUUAUAUUUAAGUAUAAAGAAAAAAAUAGGAAUGUAUCAUUUAUAUAUGGAUUCUAUUGAUAUAUCAAAUAUAUACGUACAGUCUACGGAACUUUUUUUCCUCCUUUUCUUUUUUUUACCGGGAAUAUAAAUUAUACCUCCUCAAUGUUUAUAAUGCUCUUUUUUUAUGUUCAUCAGUAGUGUAGUCAUUUUAAAGGUUUCGUCUGGGUUAUUAGAAAGCUGCGGGGAUUUAUUAGCUGUCAACAUCUGUAUUUUUUCUUUUUACACAGAAACAUUGAAUGUGUUUUGCUGUAUUUCUCAUUCACAACUCUGUCAUUAACCCGAGGUCAUAAAAAACAGUGGCUUGUGUGGAAGAGCAACCCGCCACUUCCCACAUGAUCUGAUGUGGUAAAAAAUAAUAUAUUCCAAACACUUUCUGUAGAGUUUGUCCUUCUGUUUGACCUGAACAUGAACCCACCUCGACCGUCAUUCAGUCGUCUGUUCUCCUGCUCUCGUUUGUUUUCUGAUAUCUGUUUUUUUGUCUUUUUUCAUUUCGUCCCCAAAAAUGGGCAAAGUGCAUCUCUGUGUCUUCUUGAGUUGCAAGUCGCUCAAUAUUGGCAAAAAAAAAAAAAACGUUUCACAAACGAGAGAAAAUGAAUUCUUCUCCCAGUUGUUCUUGACUGCUGCACAGUAUUGGUCUGUUGUAUAUUGUAGUAUCAUCACUUCUCUGCGCUGCUGCUUCUCAUCGCACAUUUCUGGGAGAAAAUAAAAAGUGAAACUGUAAUAACAUCCAUGUUUUUAGCUCUGGUCAGAAACCGUGUCUUUUGAUCACCUAGUCGUCCACUUUUGGAUCAGUGUCAUCCUGGAGACUGUCUCAUGCAAUAUUGGAGUAUAAUUUAAUUAAAAAAAUGGAUGUCUGGAAAUAUAUCUGUAUCUUAUUAUUGCAAUAAAUAUAUAGAAAGCA
Scophthalmus maximus (turbot) is the source of this 3887-nucleotide messenger RNA. RefSeq names its product SEC62 homolog, preprotein translocation factor (gene sec62). The transcript has 8 exons. Gene Ontology annotation, cellular component: endoplasmic reticulum; endoplasmic reticulum membrane. Bases 168 to 1487 code for a protein of 439 amino acids. The record is from RefSeq and is a predicted model, not a curated record. NCBI's taxonomy places the organism in Eukaryota, Metazoa, Chordata, Actinopteri, Pleuronectiformes, Scophthalmidae. Gene Ontology annotation, biological process: post-translational protein targeting to membrane, translocation.